Brachypodium distachyon (stiff brome) is the source of this 3068-nucleotide messenger RNA. Its product is annotated as probable protein S-acyltransferase 1. The transcript has 5 exons. The coding region runs from base 1444 to 2844 and encodes 466 amino acids. NCBI's taxonomy places the organism in Eukaryota, Viridiplantae, Streptophyta, Magnoliopsida, Poales, Poaceae. Gene Ontology annotation, cellular component: endoplasmic reticulum; Golgi apparatus. Gene Ontology annotation, molecular function: protein-cysteine S-palmitoyltransferase activity. The record is from RefSeq and is a predicted model, not a curated record. Gene Ontology annotation, biological process: peptidyl-L-cysteine S-palmitoylation; protein targeting to membrane.
GGUGUUUUCAACGUGCGAGACUGAAAGGCCAUGCAUGCUUAAUUACGAUCACACCUGCUAAGCAAAAAAAAGGGUGCCAUAACGGUGAAUUAUCCUGACUAGGCAAAAACGACAUGAAAACAUGUGCAGACUGUCAGGCUAAAAACACCAGCGGUCAUGAUACUAGAAAAUCGGCCUAAAGACAAGAAAACAUACGGUCAGAACGUGGUGAUUUUUCCUGAAUGGCAAAACAAUGGCACAAAAUAUGCUUAUCAGGAAAUCAGCCGAAACAAAACAGGAGAUAACAGACGGAAAGGGCGAGAACCUGGAUUUUUUUUUCCGCAAUAAAACACUGUCUGAGAACGGUGCACCGGGAGCAUGAUAUCAAAAAAUCAAGCGGCAAAUAUUAGCUGUUUAGACGCUCUACAAAAAUCUUACUACAAAUUUUUGUUUUUUGAGGGAGUAAAAUACAUGAUGCACUGGGCUGCUUAAAAUAAAUUAAAGGUUUAAGCUAGCGGAUGUUUGUUCAAUCCUCCGAAACAUGGAGGAUGCGAUCUCCAAGAAGCCAUUAGGAUUUGUUUUUUCUUCCUAUGGAACAUUCGGCAGUCAAUUUCCAAGAAAAAAUUCGAAUCCAACAGUUUUUUUUUCCUUUUUUUUUUGUUUGUGUCUAGAUAACUCAACUCUAUGUUUCAGUUCUUCGGUCUAAAAUUGGCCUAAAAUUCCUGGUUCCAACCGUAAAAAUAAUCCCAAGGAUCGCCUCUUCCUUGCCCACUUUUAUGCCUAAAUUGAUCGUUUCGUAUGGCUCUAGGCCUAAAUUGAUCAAGGAAAGGGAAGAUUCCUGUAGAAAUUCUUCAAUCCUCAGACUUUUAUGGCUCCAAGCAUAAAGUUUGGAAUAACUAAAGAUCCUCACUUCUCACUAGGCAUGCGGGGCCCACCAGCCGGUAAUUAACGCUGGGAGUAAGUUUAUCUGAAAAUGUAAAGAUUUUAUUAUUACUGAACUACUACAAUCAAGGCCAAAUAGCAUCCAUCUCUUGCAGUUGUUCAUUGGGCUUCUGAUGAUAUUUUCAAAAAGGUCAGAGGGAAGAGAAAAGUGAUCAGACAAGUGUACAGCAAAGAUCAGUUGUGAUCGCCGUCCUGUCCUUUGUCCCUCUUGCCUAAUGACCAACUAACCAGCCGGACAGACAGACAAACAAACAAAAAACUUCACAAACUUACCCCUCCCUUCCUCGCUUUCAUCUAUGCUCCAAUUUUCUUUGUCCUCCUCUCUGCAACAAGGCCUUAAACAAACGACCAAAUUACUCCAGAGCAACAGCAGCGGUGCAGCAGCGGUCAUCCCAACGCCAUCAGCAUCAUCCAUGUCGCCCUCAGUCGACGAACAGAGCUAGGCAGACACUGGAGAUUUGCAAAUUUGCCCAUGCUUGAAGCAGCAGCAGCAGCAGCAGCGAGGAGGGGAGCGACCACAAGAUGAUGGUGCCAUCGUCGGAGGCUGAGCUGCCGACAUCGACGCAGCAGCAGCCCAAGCGGCUCUACCAGGCGUGGAAGGGGAACAACAUAUUCCUGUGCGGUGGACGGCUCAUACUCGGGCGGGACGCGCCCUCCCUGCUGCUCACGACGUUCCUCAUCGUCGGCCCCGCCAUCGUCUUCUGCUAUCAUAUGCAAUCCAAGUACCUCCGCUCCAGCGUGCAACAGGAGAUGCACCGGGCUGCGCUGCUGAUUGCCAUCAUCGUGACACUCGUGGACAUGUUCUUCCUGUUCAUGACAUCAGCCAGAGACCCGGGGAUAGUGCCAAGGAACACGAGAGCGCCGCCGCCUGAGGCUGACGAACGGCACCUCCCCACCACACCGUCAAUGGAAUGGAGCGUCGGGGGCACCCCGCGGAUGAGAUUCCGUAGGACAAAGGACGUCAAUGUCAAUGGCUUCACGGUGAAGCUCAAGUUCUGCGAGACCUGCCUAAGGUACCGCCCACCACGAUCCUCGCACUGCUCCAUCUGCAACAACUGCGUCCAGAAGUUUGACCACCACUGCCCAUGGGUUGGCCAGUGCAUUGGACUCAGAAACUACCGCUACUUCUUUCUGUUUAUAGCCACAUCAACAUUCCUGUGCAUAUUCAUCUUAAUCUUUUCAUGGCUGGAUGUCUAUGGCGAAAUGGAAGAUAAAGGUAGCUCUUUCUGGAAGGCCUUGCGCAAGGAAGUGUACUCUUUUGUGCUAAUCAUCUAUACUUCCAUUGUCGUAUGGUUCGUUGGUGGCCUCACAGUAUUGCAUCUGUAUCUUAUCAGUACUAAUCAGACAACAUAUGAAAACUUCAGAUACCAUUAUGACAAGAAGGAUAACCCUUACCGAAAGAGCAUUAUAAAAAACUUUGUUGAAGUGUUCUUUACCAAGAUCCCUCCUCCGCUGAAUGAUUUCCGUUCACGGGUAGGUGAUGGUGCAUUGGAAGAUGGGUUCUACACUCCGUACAUUGGGUUGGAUGUGACUGGUGGUACAAGGGAAAAGAUUGACAUAGAGAUGAGAGAGAAGGAUGUAAACGUCGGGGGUAUGCAGAUUCCAGCAGUACUUCAGAACAUAGACUAUGGUUCCUUUGAAGAGGGUUCGUAUGACAAGCACAGGAAUGAAGACAAAAAUUCAGUGCCUUUUGCUUCAGAUUGGGCGCAACAAGGAACUGAAGGUGCUGGGACAUCUGUAGCAGCUACUGCAGCAUGUAAGGAAGAAACUAGCGAGGACGAAGCUAAGGAAAUUAGUAGUUUAAGUACAAAUUCCGCACGAACAUCUACAGAAGGUAACACAACUGACGACGAAAUAGGUCACGCUAAAGAAAAUAAUACUCCAGAUACAAAUUAUGUCAAGUCCUUGAAGGACAUGAGCUGAUAUGUAUUACUAUUACUCAUAUAUUUUGGGGAAUUUGUCCAUAGAUAUGGCCCUGUGAGUUGGUACCAUUCUUUACAAUUUAUAUUAACAUGUAGAAAAAGAAAGUAAAGGACUAUUUAAUUACCUCAGUAAAUGCUUUAAAAGAGAGAGUUGGACUGAAGUAUUGUCUACAUAUCCCAUUAUAUUGUUUCUACAUUACUUUAUCAGAUAUUCAGAUGUUGCUA